GGUUAAUCUUAGCAAAUUCUGGUCUUUUUGGUCACAGCUAUUUGACUCCUUACACCUGGAAUAUUAUACUUGGGUUAUUAUGGAAUUGGAAUUUUCUACCUUUCAGUUCUGGACCCUUUGGAGGUGGUGACUGCGUCAGAUGAAAAAUAAGAUUGUCAGCAAGAAUACUAUUUAAGAUGGUAUUGAAAUCAAAAAACUUUGGGUUUGCUCAAUAGUAUGACCCAAUUUUGUCAUAGACCAUACAGCUUUGUUUCUGCAUGCAGUGUCUGUCUGUGGAGAGACCUUCUGGUAUAUUGGAAAGAAUUGGAAAAGCUGUUUGCUCUGCUAAUUUCAUUGUGUAAAUGAGUUCCCCUUCUUUUGAAACAUUAGCCUUGUGUUAGCAAAACAUAAAAUAGAAGGAAACUCAUUACACACUCUCCUAAUGGUAAGGCAGAACUAAUAAGAGAAUGUGUUUAAAAUUAAUUGUGGGACUGUAAAAAUGAGUGGGUAUGUGAAUAGGCAUGGCAGGGAGGAGAACGAGAGCUUAGCAAUAGUCUUGUUUUCCCAGGAGCCAGCCUGGAUCAUUUGUUGGCAGUACAUAUUGGCUGAAGUCAGUUUUCAUUUCAAGAUGUUUUCUUCCAAUGGGCUUUUGGUGUAGGAUGUCGGAGAACCAAGAACAGGAGGAGGUGAUCACAGUGCGUGUUCAGGACCCCCGAGUGCAGAAUGAGGGCUCCUGGAAUUCUUAUGUGGAUUAUAAAAUAUUCCUUCAUACAAACAGUAAGGCCUUUACUGCCAAGACUUCCUGUGUUCGGCGUCGCUACCGUGAGUUCGUGUGGCUGAGAAAGCAGCUACAGAGAAAUGCUGGUUUGGUGCCUGUACCUGAACUUCCUGGGAAGUCAACCUUCUUUGGCAGCUCAGAUGAGUUCAUUGAGAAGCGACGACAAGGUCUGCAGCACUUCCUUGAAAAGGUCCUGCAAAGCGUGGUUCUCCUAUCAGACAGCCAGUUGCAUCUCUUCUUGCAAAGCCAGCUCUCGGUGCCUGAGAUAGAAGCCUGUGUCCAGGGCCGAAGCUCCGUGACUGUUUCUGAUGCCAUUCUUCAUUAUGCUAUGUCAAACUGCGGCUGGGCCCAGGAAGAGAGGCAGAACUCUUCUCACCUGGCUAAAGGAGACCAGCCUAAGAGUUGUUGCUUUCUUCCAAGAGGAGGAAGGAGGAGGAGCUCUCCCUCACCACCACCCAAUGAAGAAAAAGACCAUUUAGAAGUGUGGGCUCCAGUUGUUGACUCUGAGGUUCCUUCCUUGGAAAGUUCUACUCUUCCAUCCCUCUCAUUACCAUCAUGCUGUGAUUUUGCAAGACUUGAUGAGGGAAGCUCUACUCCUCCGUCCGUGAGGAGGGCCACAGGAAGGGACCAUGCUGUGCCUUUGGACCCUGGCCAGUUAGAAACAGUUUUGGAGAAGUGAAUGCUGGUCUGAAUUCUGGGUUUUGUUCUGAAGGAAACAGAGAAGAACCAGGCCAGGAGACUUAGGUGGGAUUGAACACAGGGCCCGUUUAGGGGGAGACUGGGCUAUUUACAGUCACUUCUGCUCAGGUUGGCUGCUCAUAGGUCAUUCAUGACAGCCCCUCCUGCCUCCUCCAGAAGAAUAAACACUGUGCAGAUGUUUCUUAGUUAAGCAUAACGCCCAAGAGCUGUUGAUUUUGAACAGAAACCCUUGUUUACUCUCCUAGGAACUGAGUUUCUUCAUAUGUUUGGUUAUAGGCUUGGGAACACCUCCUUAGGUGACUGGUUUGGGGGACCUGUAAGUGACAGAUUCUAACCUGCUAUAUUGAAUAUUGUCCCAAUAGGAAUGUUUAUGCAGGUGUACUCCCAUUUUGGCUGGCUUCUGUUUUUGCUGUAGGCCCUGAAGCAUUUUGUUUUUGGCCUCUUGCCUACCUCCUUGCAUGGACAGGGCAGUGAAUAUUUACUCUGCUACUUCCUUGCUUUCUUCUUCCACUAAUACCACUAAAUGGAGCUGGUCCUGGGACUUCUGCUGCUAGAGUUUCUGGCCUAUUCCAAGACCUUAGCCAGGCUGAAUGGAAGCCUGGAGGGAAGUGGUUGGCCACAGCCAGAGGGACAGGAAACAGCUCAGGGGCCUUUGUUUUGGGAAAGGCUGUCUGGGGCUUACACUGUCUCUUCUAGUUAUAAAGCAGAGACAUGGCUAUCUUUUUGCAGGCUUAGAGUGGGUUCCUUUCUUUUGAAUCCUUUUCUUCUCCUUUAGUAACAGCUCCCUGCCCCCAAGGCUUCAGCUGGCUGUGUUGUCCCUCUGCUGUGUUGCGAGGAGGCCGUUUGUUCAGUUCAGUGGGGCACAAGGGCUUUGUUUCUGCCUGGAAGAGAGGGCUCUGGGGAUGGAGAUGAGGAACAACACGCCCUCCUUCAGACAAUGAGGCAUUCUGCCCUCCUGCUGCCAUCAUUCCUCUCCACUGAGAGCCAGACCUGGUAGGAGCCCAGUGCUGCAGGCAUUCUGCAUUGCUCUGCUCUAAGGAUUGUGUGUGUGGUUCUUUCCCUCGCACCCACUCCUCCCUUCUGUGACCAUUCCACCCUGUCUGUGGGCUGUUUUACUACGAGCCUAUGCUGUGGGACUGUCAUGGCAUUUAGUUCAGAGUUGAGGGGCGAUGGCCUGAAAUAAAAUGCAAGUAUUUAA
Nycticebus coucang (slow loris) is the source of this 2654-nucleotide messenger RNA. It is a transcript of the gene SNX11, whose product is annotated as sorting nexin 11. NCBI's taxonomy places the organism in Eukaryota, Metazoa, Chordata, Mammalia, Primates, Lorisidae. Gene Ontology annotation, biological process: intracellular protein transport. The record is from RefSeq and is a predicted model, not a curated record. Gene Ontology annotation, molecular function: phosphatidylinositol binding. The transcript is spliced from 7 exons. Bases 621 to 1436 code for a protein of 271 amino acids.